Hyaena hyaena (striped hyena) is the source of this 2969-nucleotide messenger RNA. It is a transcript of the gene SLC16A3, whose product is annotated as solute carrier family 16 member 3. Gene Ontology annotation, cellular component: membrane. The transcript has 7 exons. The record is from RefSeq and is a predicted model, not a curated record. Gene Ontology annotation, biological process: transmembrane transport; monocarboxylic acid transport. Gene Ontology annotation, molecular function: monocarboxylic acid transmembrane transporter activity. NCBI's taxonomy places the organism in Eukaryota, Metazoa, Chordata, Mammalia, Carnivora, Hyaenidae. The coding region runs from base 783 to 2165 and encodes 460 amino acids.
CGGCCCUGGGAGGGGGACAAGCACCCAAACCAGUGUUGCCUUCUGGGCGCAUCUAGAUACGCUGUUACCUGUUUACACAACAGGGACCCCGGGGAAAGGAAGAGAAGGGAACCUGGGAGGCUCUCCCUCCUCCUGGAGGCAUCACCCUCUUCUGUCAACCACCCCCCUGCUCCAGGGACCCUGGGGCUCCACUGAAGCCAGGGGCAAGCCGCACGGGGCGGUCUCUUUGGUGCCCAGGCGUGGGUCCCAGGCCUCCUGGUGCAAGAGCGCAGGAGGGAAUGCGAUGGCUCCUCUCCUGCCCCGCCCGCCUGGAGCUGGUCUCUGGGGCCCGGAAGUCUGGGUAGUUAACUGGCCAAUCUCCCCAGAAGGUGAACCUACGGGCUCUAGAGUCGAAGCCGCCACAGUGAACCUAGGGGACAUGGCGUGCCCUGGAAGCUGACGGGCCAGAGACCCAGGAUCCGAGAGCUGGUCUUUGGCCGCUGGCAGGAGAGGCGCGGGCUGCAGCACCUGCACGGAGGAGGCGCUCUCCCCGGGGAUCAGCCUCUGUCCGGCCUGCUGGCCGCCCUGGGAUCUCCCCCUCCUUGGGCAGAGGCCCCCAGCCUCUCCUGGAAUAGCCUCGGAGAAUUACUGGGUGGCGGGAGUCGGCACCAGCACAGUGAGCAGUGGGGGGCAUCCGUGGGCCUGGGGACACGGACUGGGGGCUGCUGCCUGACGGCCUCCACCGGCGACCCCCACUCCCGCCUGGACCUUCCUUCCUCAGGGACGCACAACCAGUCCUGGCCAUGGGCGGCGCCGUGGUCGACGAGGGCCCCACCGGCAUCAAGGCCCCCGACGGGGGCUGGGGCUGGGCCGUCCUCUUAGGCUGCUUCGUCGUCACGGGCUUCUCCUACGCCUUCCCCAAGGCAGUCAGCGUCUUCUUCAAGGAGCUCAUGCGUGAGUUUGGGAUCGGCUACAGUGACACGGCCUGGAUCUCCUCCAUCCUGCUGGCCAUGCUGUAUGGGACAGGCCCGCUCUGCAGCGUGUGCGUGAACCGCUUCGGCUGCCGGCCCGUCAUGCUCGCCGGUGGCCUCCUGGCGUCCCUGGGCAUGGUGGCUGCGUCCUUCUGCAGAAGCAUCAUCCAGCUCUACCUCACCACUGGGGUCAUCACCGGCUUGGGCUUGGCGCUCAACUUCCAGCCCUCCCUCAUCAUGCUCAACCGCUACUUCAACAAGCGGCGCCCCGUGGCCAACGGGCUGGCGGCCGCGGGCAGCCCCGUGUUCCUGUGCGCCCUGUCCCCCCUGGGGCAGCUGCUGCAGGACCACUACGGCUGGCGGGGCGGCUUCCUCAUCCUGGGGGGCCUCCUGCUCAACUGCUGCGUGUGUGCCGCGCUCAUGAGGCCGCUGGAGGCGCCCCGGCUGGGCUCGGGGCCCGAGACCCAGCGGCCAGCCCGGCGGCUGCUGGACCUGAGCGUCUUCCGGGAUCGUGGCUUCGUCAUCUACGCCGUGGCCGCCUCCAUCAUGGUGCUGGGGCUCUUCGUGCCCCCCGUGUUCGUGGUGAGCUAUGCCAAGGACCUGGGUGUACCCGACACCCAGGCUGCCUUCCUGCUCACCGUGCUGGGCUUCAUUGACAUUUUCGCCCGGCCCACCGCGGGCUUCAUCACAGGGCUUAAGAAGGUGCGGCCGUACUCCGUCUACCUCUUCAGCUUCUCCAUGUUCUUCAACGGCUUCACAGACCUCACGGGGUCCACGGCCAGCGACUACGGUGGCCUGGUGGUCUUCUGCAUCUUCUUUGGCAUCUCCUACGGCAUGGUGGGGGCCCUGCAGUUCGAGGUGCUCAUGGCGAUUGUUGGCACCCAGAAGUUCUCCAGUGCCAUCGGCCUCGUGCUGCUGCUGGAGGCCAUUGCCGUGCUCAUUGGACCCCCGUCGGGCGGCAAGCUCCUGGACGCGACGCACGUCUACCAGUACGUGUUUGUCCUCGCAGGGGCCGAGGUGGUGGCCUCCUCCCUCGUGCUGCUGCUGGGCAACUUCUUCUGCAUCAGGAAGAGGCCCGAGGCGGCCGCGGAGGAGGAGGAGCGCCACAAGCCGCCCGCGGACGUGAGGGUGGACUCUCGAGAGGUGGAGCACUUCCUGAAAGCAGAGCCUGAGAAAAACGGGGAGGUCGUUCACACCCCAGAAACGAGUGUCUGAGCCAAGGAGGCCAGCAGGGCUGAGGGAACCGGACAGAGACUUCAAGGCUCGUGUUUAUUUCACAAACAGGACUGGCUUGGGUGGGGCCCUCCGUGUGUCUCGAGGGGCUGGUGGGGUGGGAACCGUGUCAUUCCAAAGCAGGUCUGUGGUAGAGCCAAGCCGCGAGGUUGCAAGCCGUCUGCACCGGGGCCCCAGCCUGCUGACCCCAGAGCAGCCCGGUGCCCACCGCUGAGCUCAGGGACCUAGAAAGCCACGCUUCAGAGACAACACGACUGGGAUCAGGGCCAGAGCGGCACCGUCUUGGGAGAGAACCACCCCCUGCACGUGGCUGGCUGCACCCUGUCCCGCCCCCCCUCCACCAAGGCGCCCCAGACCACCCCUCGCCGAGUGUCUGGGGGACAAACCUCCCCUCCACCUCUGAAGGUCUGAAAUAAACCUGCGUAUGGGAGGAACCACCUUGGAAGGAAUGUCUUCAAAGAACUGGGGUCUCGUUCUACGAGGGGCAGGGGUCCGACUGCUGGCUCCGAACUCACUUUUUCAACAGACAACCUGGUCAUUUUUACAAAGUGGCUCUGGCCGUUGUCAGCUAGGCUGGCUUUCUAAAUGCUGCCUGUUCUGGACCCCGUGCCGCAGGAGCCCAGACGGCUCAGAGCAUCCACACAGGGGCCCGGUGCCUGGCAGGGAAGGGGGAUGUGCUGCGGGGGUCUCGCUGCACCCAGGAGCCUCUUCAAGGCGUGGGCACUUGGGCAGAGACAUACGUGUGAUUCAUGUUCUCUAUGUGUGUGUUUAAAGAAAAUGAUCUUC